AGGGUUGCUAAGGGUGAAACUUUUCCCCUGACUUCCCUCACUUUGGGCCAGGAGGAGGGAGGCAGCGGGAGCCCUAAGCACAGCGCCCCGAGACACUCACCCUAAGCUCCGUGACCUCCUCCUGCACCGCCCGGACCCGGCACUCACCGACCAAAGAAUAUGCAUCUGGAGAUCAAAGUUGCCCUGAAUUUCAUUAUUUCUUACCUGUACAACAAGCUUCCAAGACGUAGAGCUGACCUGUUUGGAGAGGAGCUAGAGCGGCUUUUAAAAAGUAAAUAUGAAGGGCACUGGUACCCUGAGAAACCACUGAAAGGGUCUGGUUAUCGCUGCAUUCACAUUGGGGAGACCGUAGACCCAGUUAUCGAGCAGGCAGCGCGGAGGAGUGGCCUUGACAUUGAAGAUGUUCGGGCAAAUGUCCCAGAAGAACUGAAUGUUUGGAUUGACCCAUUUGAAGUGUCCUACCAGAUAGGUGAGAAAGGUGCGGUAAAGGUCCUGUAUCUGGAAGAUGUAGAGAGCAGUUCUGAGCUGGAUAAGGAAAUAAAGAGCAGUUUCAACCCAGAAGCUCAAGUGUUUAUCCCAAUCACUAACCAAGAAACUUCACUGUCCAACUCUCCAUCUCCAUCUUUUGGCCAGUCUCCCAGCCCAACCUUCAUCCCCCGUGCCUCUCAGCCAAUUACCUUUACCACUGCCACCUUCGCAGCCACCAAGUUUGGCUCCACCAAAAUGAAGAAGGGAGGUCAGCGCAUGGCAAGAUCACCCACCAAUAAUUUGGCAAAGCACAAGGGUCUCUCCCUCUCAAUGCAUUCACUGAACUUCGGUGCAACCCAGGGUGCUCCUUCACAGCUAUCACCGAAUGCCAAGGAGUUUGUCUUCAGUGGAGCUCCUGGGCUUUUCUACGACAGUGACAGCCAGAACCUUCCAAGCCCGAGUCAAUUUGCUGCCGCCUUUAAUAGUGGAAGCAGCCUCUUUGGUGAUAAAUCUCCUUUUGUUGAAGGGUUGAACUUUGGCCUCCCUUACCAAAGUCAACCCUUCCAACCGGUCAUCCUGGCAAACUAAGGUUAUAGAAGAUUUUCCUCCCACAGUACCUUUUUGAAUGUGGUUAAAGGAAAACAAAUUUUGAUUUAUGAAAUAAAAUUUUACAAGAAGUAACAAGUAAAAUAUUCUUAAAUAGACUGGCUUACCCCUUGUGUUGCUACUGGACACUUGUGAAGUUCCUCACUUUUUUUUUUUUUUUUUUUUUUUUUUAACAGGAGAUACAAAUAUAUGGAAGGACAUAAAAUAUAUUUUAUAUGGCUGAGUCUGUUUUUGCCCCAGGUUCAUUGGAGUAAAAGUGGAAAAAACAUAAAAAUUCCACCCUUUGUUUUGAAGAUUUACCCAUGAAGUAACCAUUGUGGAAAUCCUUCUCGCUGCUAAUUGCAAGCAACGCCACGAAGAUCAUAGUAUCGUUCCCGAGAUGGAGCAGAGUUUGGUGUUUUGGAAAGCUUUCACCUUAAAGAAUACUGUACAGCUGCACUUAUAUUUUAUUGCCGAUUUUGUUUGGCGUUUGUAAUUAAUUAUAUAUAUAUAUAUAUAUAUAUAUAUAUAUAUAUAUAUAUAUUUUCCUCUGUUGAACAUUUCCUGCCUAGAUCUUACAUUCUUUUUUGUAUGUAUUUUGCAUUAUUCCCUAAAAACGGUAUUGCUUCAAACCAAACCCUCCAUGUCACUUCAUUCUAAUGUCUUUAAAAAGCAUAGCAAUGGCUGCAUUAUAUCGUCCAAAUUAAAGUUUGCGCACCCUGCUAAAGUAAAAUUUACAACAAAUGCAAAAUUAAUUAGUUACAGAUAAAUUAAAUUCUGACAGACAAAAUGCAGUCUUGCUAAACACUACAUUUGGAGAUGAUCUAUAAAUUUUUUUUUAUAUAUAUAUAUAUAUAUAUAUAUAUAUAUAUAUAUACACACAUACUUUUUUUUUUUUUUUUUAUAUAUAUAUUUAUUUAAAAAAGUAAAUUUGUUCAGCCCUUGUCUGUUUAAACAGUAUUAUGCAUUUCCAGUUAAGAUCCAAAAUAGCUGGAACCCCCAAAAGCUUGAAAGUAUAGCCAUUGAGUGAUAUUUGUAUUAUGGGAAUGUGCAGUGAUACUUUUGUGAGGCUUCAUGUUCCAAAAACAGAAGGAAAGGAAACCACAGUUAUGUAGAGGCACCAUACAUACCCCCCCCCCUCCUUAGCUGGUUGAUAAAUAUCCUGACUAUAUUUUUGUACUUAAAUGUUGCCCCCUCCUCUGUAUCUUGACACUUAAGAAUUCAAGUGAUGCACAAUAUAAAUGGGGAACCCAGAUUAUCUGCUGGUUGGAGACAGUUUUGCUCUGCAGUAUUCUGGUUUACCCUGAUGUCACUAGACCAUUAACCAUCUUUUUUUCAGCACUAUCUCCCUUUCAGUCCUAUUCAAGUAAAUUUUACAUUGAAUAUUCCUUAUUGAAUAAUGCCAGCAGGUCAAUCCGAUGGCAGUAGAAAAUAAUAUAUUAAAUACAUUUUUUUAUAGAAUAUCUAUAUUUUUUAAGCUAUUUGUAAAUCCAUUUUUUUUUUUAUUUAUUUUCCAAGAAAUUUAUUUUUUUUAAUAAGUCAUUCAAGUGUCAGUAACUUAAUGUUAUAUAA
Molecule: messenger RNA, 2625 nt
Organism: Bombina bombina (fire-bellied toad)
Lineage: Eukaryota; Metazoa; Chordata; Amphibia; Anura; Bombinatoridae
Gene: TOB2
Product: transducer of ERBB2, 2
Exons: 2
Coding region: 160-1056 (298 amino acids)
Biological process (GO): regulation of gene expression
Cellular component (GO): nucleus; cytoplasm
Molecular function (GO): transcription corepressor activity
Source: RefSeq, a predicted model, not a curated record